AAAUGCAGAGCAAUGUUUGAAACAUUGUCUGGAUGAAAUGGGCCACAAAAUACAAACUACAUGGAUAAUAGUCUUAACACUACACUUGUUGCCAGGUUUUUUUGUUGUUGGUCGUUAAGCUAGCCAAGAUUUGGGAACAUAGGCAACAUGGAAGUAUUAACCGCCUUAGUUAUAUAGUAUGUUUUAGCUGUUUUUAUGCCACUUUUGCCAAUUAAUUUAGACUUUUUAAAAUGACUAAUUAGGAGCGAUUUAGGUGGUCAUCGUCAUAGUAUAUAUGCAGUCACCUUUUAGGUCUGCAACGAUGUUUACAGUAAUUUGGUUUUAAUUACUUAGGAAAGCCCUAAAUACAACGGUGAAAAAUAGCUUUAAUUUACUGUGUGCGCAUGCGCCGUGAGAGCCAUCACUCGACUCGCCCUCCUCCAGCUUUAGUGACGGUUACAGGUGUGACAGCAGUAGAGUUGCCCCUGUGGUUUGGUGAAGGUUGGAUGUCUCCUCACAAAAAUCAACCGGGGAAAAGCCGCAAGGAGGACCACCACAUCACUGAAUUUCUCAAAAGCUGGACUUCCAGGAUGAAUCACAAAUCAAGCAAGCAAGAUUCACCCAGUCACACCUUCAAAAUAUAUGUAAAGGUUUAGAAAUGAAGUAAUGGAGGGAUGAACAAAGAAGGGACAAAAACAAAGAGUAAAGGAAGAGAAACAGACCUGAAGGGAAGUAAAAUAAUAAUAAUAAUCCUGAAGUAUUAAGUCUCAAAACCAGCUUCCUUCUUUUGAGUAAUGUGUAUGUGUGCAUGCCUAUACUAGAGUAUGUUCACCAUUAUCCCUUUUGGGAUUUACUCAGACUUCUUAGUAGUAAUCCCAUUUCUUCUAAUCCAAUACCCCCCUCCCCAAACACACACACACACACACACACAGAGAGACAUGUAACCUACAUUCUCCCAUUUAGACCAGCAGCCAUUCAUGUUGUUGGACUACUGCUGUCGUUGUUGUGGAUUCACACUCAUAAAGCGCCAUGGACCCUUCUCCCUCAAGACUACACCCAGUGAUACCUGGGUCGUCCUGCAGAAUCUGUUGAUGUGCAUGGUGUGCUUCUACUCUCUCUACUACAUCGCAGUCAGUCUCUGCAUCGGAGUGCUCAGGGUUCAUGAGAUCAACAGCUUGUUGGCUCCAUUUGACUACACAACACAACCGUCAUGGCAGAACCCCAAAUACCUGGUUGGUGUAAUUUCCACAGAAGUGACCUAUGUUUUGGGAGGGCUGGUAUUCGCCUGGAUUGUAGAGGAGUGGGUUUGGGAUUACGCCAUAACUGUCACACUGCUGCAUGUCGCGAUGACUGUAGCAGUGAUGUCAGACUUCCCUUCAGCUGAGCACUGGUGGAUAGCUCUAGGUUCGGGCCUGGUGAUGAUGAUAUUUGGAGGACAGCUCCUGGCCUAUAAACUCUUCAGAAGCAACUUUGUCUAUCCAGCUGAACUACAAAACUUCUAAUGAACACAACGAGGAAAGCUUUUAACUGGCUUACUGGUUAAUCUCAGAUCCGGAUACAUCCCGAUGGGUUCACUUGUCAAAGAUUUUACUGCAAGGUCAUGUUAACAUUGGUAUGAUCAACUACAGUAUGUCUAUUAAGAACAUACUGUAUAUAUAUAUAUAUAUAUAUAUAUAUAUAUAUAUAUAUAUAUAUAUAUAUAUAUAUAUAUAUAUAUAUUCUAUAAAGAAACACUUUCUCUACUAGAUAACUUUGUUGAUUAGCUAACAGUCAGAUCCCUCCUUGUACAAAUGGCCCAACUUUGUCUAUUUAACUACUGUGUUUUUUAAAAUAUAAGCUGUACAGUUUAACUAUUGUUUUGUAUUGUUUCUUUACAAACUCCACACUAUAAGCUAAAGGAAAUAACAUAGAUGACACCUGUAGCAUUCUGUAAAAGACUGGACGGACAGCUGCUAAAUAUGACCAACUGAAAAGAAAUCUACGGACUGAUUUUUGCAAUGGUGAGUUAAGUCAGCAAUAUUUCUGUUGUAAUGCUAGUGUUAUAUUUAGGUGUCACAUACCUGAUUUUUAGAGUGUAUAGUGCAGUAGCUUGGGCAGCAAAAUGAUAUCAAAUCAUAUCUGUGCAUGUGGUGACAAAAUAGUGCUUGCAGAGAGAAAAUCUACAUCCUUUGGAAUAUGAGAUGAGAUUGACGCCACAAACACGUAAUGAUUUUAAUGCUGGUUGUAUAUAUUAGUUCAAACUGGAUUUACAUUAAAUACCUAAAGCAAAAUA
This is a messenger RNA of Siniperca chuatsi (mandarin fish), 2251 nucleotides long. RefSeq names its product transmembrane protein 244 (gene tmem244). The transcript has 8 exons. The coding region runs from base 957 to 1481 and encodes 174 amino acids. Lineage: Eukaryota; Metazoa; Chordata; Actinopteri; Centrarchiformes; Sinipercidae. The record is from RefSeq and is a predicted model, not a curated record.